Saccostrea cuccullata (small rock oyster) is the source of this 1806-nucleotide messenger RNA. RefSeq lists its product as uncharacterized. Lineage: Eukaryota; Metazoa; Mollusca; Bivalvia; Ostreida; Ostreidae. The transcript has 2 exons. The coding region runs from base 221 to 1396 and encodes 391 amino acids. The record is from RefSeq and is a predicted model, not a curated record.
UGUUGUACCCGAGAGUUAAUAUUAUCGAAAAAUCUCGCAAGCCACGUGACGAGACUUGCAGCUUACUCGUCAUAUUACAGGUUCAUUUAUCCGCAUCAUAGAUGUCUAUUUCCUGAAACUUUUGAGUGCUGUCGGUCUUUCAGACAAUUUAUUUUUUUUGACAGAUUUUCGUUUGAUACGAAAAGUAACUGAGAGACACGAUUCAAAGGAACUACCCAAGAUGGCAGAUUGUAGUGAUCAGGUUUCAGAGAAGGAGCUGAUAUCAAUGAAGGGCUUUGAACAAAGUUUGCCUAAGCAGCCGACAGCCCCAUUUCAGUCUGAUCCAGGUAGUCCUCCGUCCUACGAGGAAGCAGUUCAAGGACAAGACAAGCCUUCUCCUCUUAAUUAUGGUGGGGUGUACCCUCCUAUGCCCCCUUCGCAACAGGGUUUGGGCUCUGAUAACACAUCUUCCCAUGGUCAACAUUUCAGUGGACCUCACAAAGAUCUGUCUAAGGGUCGUGAGACUAAUGAUCACCCCUUUCAACAGAGUAAUGUAAAACAAAGUGAGGGACCAGCCGUCUUACAAAAUUUUCAAAAAGCUUCAAGCAAACCUCCAAAAAAGCUAAAAUUUCUGUUAGACAUCUGUCCUAGACGCAUGGAUGAACCCGAACACGUUAAGAUAUCAGGAAUUACUUUUCUAGCGAACGGGAAUAUUGUAAUUACUGAUAAGGCAAACCUUAUACUGAAGAUUUAUGAUGACAAGAAAAUUCUGCUUUGGCAAAGAAAACUUGAUUCCGAACCCUGUGACGUCACACAAGAUCCAACAGGCGAAAUUGCUGUUGCAUCCCCAGAUGAGCACAGAGUUAGCUUUUUUAAGUCACAUAACCUUUCCCCUGUUCUAAACAAGGUGGUUACAAAUCCAAACUCAAAAUGUUUUGGUUUAACUGCAACUGAUGAGUACCUUUUUGUCAUAUGGCAAGAAAGUAAUGGCUCUGAAAGCAUUCGUAUUUAUAAUGACCAAUACUCUGAAAUUAAAAAAUUAAGCGUGGCCGCCGAACGCUUUCUGGCCGUAGAUCCAGCAACUCAGGAUCUUUUUUACAGAGUUUUGAAUUUUGGCAAUGACCAAAUCAAGUGUACCUAUGCCUUCAGCGACGGCAAAACAAAAUGGAAAAUUAAAAUUCAAGAUCCAUUAUUAGAAGGGAUGGCACUUUUAAAAUCCGGAAUUCUUGUAACAUCUUCCUCUGGAUUAAGUUUUCUAGAUUUUAGGGAUCAUACUUUUAGGUCACUUUUGAGUCCAAAACAUGUAAGCGUCCUCUCUGUCAAUAGAGACCGGUCCAAGAUUGCCAUGGUGAUUAAUGAAGGUUAUUUAACUGAUGAUAAGAAUGAUGUGGUACGAUUGUUUGAUAUUAUUUACUGAGAACUUGAUUGGAUAAAUGGGCAAAAUUGUUCAAUAUUCCUGCAUUUUACAUUGUAAACCUCAAAUGAUAAAUUUCUCGUGUUUCUUCAUAUCUAUGAUAUCCAUGCACUAUUUUGUUCAUCUGUAUUGUUUUGUAAUUAGAAUAUGUAUAUAAAUUUUUACUGUGUGACUAGCAUAAAUUAUGACAAUUGUCUGGUAGUACUUAACAUGUAUGCCUUCGAUAUCAUUGAGUUGUAUUUAUUUCAAGAAACAUACUGCAAGAAGAAUUUUUGGUUGAACAAUACAUUAAUAGCAAUAUACGAGGGUUGUCCCGUAAAAUCGUGGACAAGUUGUCUAGUUUGAAAAAUAAUCAUCACUGCGUUCUGAAAUUUUCACCACUUUUUAGUAGAUAAAUUAUGAAUAUACAUAGC